AUGGAUCCCGUACAACGUCUCAAAGAUCGGAAGCCGAUCCCGAAGCCCGUCCCGGCUUAUCUACCGACUGCCGGCUCGGUGCUCACGGUCGACAAGGAAUUGUACGAAUCCGCUCAGCAGACGCAGCGAGUUUUGAUCGAAGAGUUUACGCUGCCGAUUCGGUCCGGAAGAGCAUGGAAAGCGCCGGCCGGGUCAAUCGUGAGAAUCAGCACACCGGAGGGUCCUCAAGUCGGUGACUUGAACAUUUGGAACGCGCACAACCCCCGCGAACGCUUCUGGGCGAGUCGCACGAAGCAACUCCACGCCAGCCACGUGUCGACGGGCGACCGGCUCUGGUCCAACCUGCCUUACAUGCGACCCCUGGCCACCAUCAUCAAGGACUCUCUGGACUGGUACGGAGAGGACGAGCACGGCGGACGCGUGCACGACCUCCUCGGCACGCGCUGCGACCCGUACAUUAACACGGUUCUGAGCGGCGGUAACUACAACUUUCAGUGCCAUUCGAACUUGACGCGCGCCGUGCUGCCGUACGGGCUGAACGAGCAGGACGUCCAUGAUGUGAUUAAUAUUUUCCAAGUUACGGGGUUGGACGAGCAGGGACGGUACUUUAUGAACCCCUGCCCGGCGCAGCCUGGGGAUCACAUUGAGUUUUUGGCUGAGCAGGAUCUUUUGAUGGCUUUGAGUACUUGCCCUGGUGGUGACCUCUCACUUUGGGGCUUCGGCGAGGACAGCGAGGAGGAGAUGAUCAAAUGCUGUCGUCCGCUAAAGGUGGAGGUAUUCCGCCUGGAGGACGAGGGCUUUUUGCAGCGCGGUGGUUGGAAGCCAGCCAAGGUUUCAAAGUAUAACGGACGUCACGGUAUGAAUGUUCCUUUGGGAGAAGUCCGCAACUGA
This is a messenger RNA of Colletotrichum orchidophilum, 891 nucleotides long. RefSeq lists its product as uncharacterized. The coding region runs from base 1 to 891 and encodes 296 amino acids. The record is from RefSeq and is a predicted model, not a curated record. The transcript is spliced from 3 exons. Lineage: Eukaryota; Fungi; Ascomycota; Sordariomycetes; Glomerellales; Glomerellaceae.